GUUUAUGUCUAGCUAAUGCCAUUUUGUCCAAAAAAAUAGUAAAUUUUCAGGAAAACAAACUAACCUCAUUCAAGGGCAACUCAAAAAUGAUUUCCAUAGAAAUUUUCCAUCGGUUUAAAUGUCUUACUAUCAUAGUGUGCACUUAUAUCUACUCCUUUUUCCGGCAAAUCUUUAAGUGUGAUAUGUUCUCCAGAAACUCAAAAACUUAACGAGAGAAUAUAAGAGGAACUUAGUCAAUUAGAUGAUGUACCCAUCUAUCACUUUCCAUAGAUGUAUAACAGAGAGGAGGAUAAGAUGUAAUACUAAGUUUAAACUAUGUAGUUUUUUGAAAGUAAAUUAUAUUAAACUAUAGGGUCAAGAAUCCUAAAUGCUUGAAGCCAUAUUGAACUAUAAGAGACAAUGCUGGGAUUUGAUUCUACCAAUCAAUGAGUUCAUCUCAGAGUAGAAUUGUCAAGGAUUUUGGAUUCUCAAAAUUAUUGUAAUCAAUAUUAUUUACAAGUUAAGACUAAAAAAUUCAUAGAACUCAACAAUUAUGAUAAUUCCAAAGAACUAAUGAACUUUUGUUUGAAACUAUUAAAUAGAAAUCUUCAUAUAAAUCACGGUAUUCUUUAUACUAAUCACACUUAGAUGAUAUAGUUCUAUAAUUAGAUGGAUGCAUUCGAAUUAAUCCUUAUUGCUUAUUAAAGAAAAGCUCCAUUAAACCAUCCAUCUCCAAUCUUCUCUCAAACCUUCUCUUUGAGCAUAAAAUCUCAAAUCAUUUAGAAAUUUUCCAUACUCUUUUUAAUGAUUUUGAGAACAAAGAUCUUGAUUCCUUAAAACAACAUAUUCAUUUAGAUAACUAAUUUAAGUAUCUAAAGGAGACACUAAUAAAUAAAUUAUUAAGGAUAAGCAAAUGA
Paramecium octaurelia is the source of this 896-nucleotide messenger RNA. Lineage: Eukaryota; Ciliophora; Oligohymenophorea; Peniculida; Parameciidae. The record is from the annotation of a GenBank genome assembly.